Ceratotherium simum simum (southern white rhinoceros) is the source of this 840-nucleotide messenger RNA. It is a transcript of the gene CRYBB1, whose product is annotated as crystallin beta B1. Gene Ontology annotation, biological process: lens development in camera-type eye; visual perception. The record is from RefSeq and is a predicted model, not a curated record. Lineage: Eukaryota; Metazoa; Chordata; Mammalia; Perissodactyla; Rhinocerotidae. Gene Ontology annotation, molecular function: structural constituent of eye lens.
AUGUCUCAGGCUGCGAAGCCUUCGGGGACAGCUGUGGUGAACCCAGGGCCUGACGGGAAGGGGAAGGGGACCCCACCCGAAGCACCUGCCGCCGGCACCGGCCCCGCCCUGGCCCCAGCGUCCCUGCCCAUUCCCACUGCCAAGGUGGGGGAGCUGCCUCCCGAGAGCUACAGGCUGGUGGUCUAUGAGAAGGAGAACUUCCAGGGCCGCAGCGUGGAAUUCUCCGGAGAGUGCCUGAACCUGGGAGAGCGCAGCUUCGACCGAGCGCGCAGCAUCAUUGUCACCUCAGGACCCUGGGUUGCCUUUGAGCAGUCCAACUUCCGGGGAGAGAUGUUCGUCCUGGAGAAGGGCCAGUACCCGCGCUGGGACACAUGGUCGAGCAGCUACCGCAGCGACCGGCUCCUGUCCUUCCGGCCCGUCAAGAUGGACUCCCAGGAGCACAAGAUCUGCCUGUUUGAAGGCGCCAAUUUCAAGGGCAACACCAUGGAGAUCCAGGAGGACGACGUGCCCAGCCUCUGGGUCCACGGCUUCCGUGACCGCGUGGGCAGUGUGAGGGUCUCCAGUGGAACCUGGGUCGGCUAUCAGUAUCCUGGCUACCGCGGAUACCAGUACCUCCUGGAGCCUGGCGACUUCCGGCACUGGAACGAGUGGGGGGCCUUCCAGCCACAGAUGCAGGCCGUACGCCGCCUGCGCGACAGGCAGUGGCACCAUGAGGGUUCCUUCCCCGUCCUAGCCACCGAGUCCCCCAAAUGAGCCCACACUCCACUCGUCUCCCCCGUACCACCCCUUCCUCAGGCUAAAUUUCCCCGUCUUUCCCAUGCAAAUAAAAGUUCCUAAAGC